This is a messenger RNA of Mesocestoides corti, 447 nucleotides long. The record is from the annotation of a GenBank genome assembly. Lineage: Eukaryota; Metazoa; Platyhelminthes; Cestoda; Cyclophyllidea; Mesocestoididae.
AUGUGGAAUAAAGGCCUAAUUGUCUGCGACGAAUGGCCAUCCGACAGCCGACGUAACCCCCAUCAUUCCAGUGAACCACUGGACCUAUCUAACCGCCAACGCAACAACUCCUACUCCCAUCAGCAAACACAAGCAGCUCCUGAUAGACGCAGACGCAGCAAUUCCCUUGAUGCCGACUACACCAACCCACGAAUGCGUCGGCAUCCGGAAAUGACGCCGACUGAGGCGAAAGACGCCAGGUACUGGGAGCGAAGGAACAGGAACAACGCCGCCGCCAGACGCUCUAGGCAAAGUCGACGUGCCCGUGAGGCGGAUCUGGGGAAAUACGCUGAGUGCCUGGAGAGGCAAAACGCGGCUCUUGAGGCCGAGGUUCGACUCCUGCGCGCUAAGCUGGCAGCCUUGAGCGCAACUCUAAACCACCGGGAAAUGGGCCGACAGCAGUAUUGA